AUGUUCUCGAACGCGUUAAAGUCCAUCUCGUCGACCAACAUCACUGGCAACUAUUCCAUAUCCCAGAACUCGACCUCGACUGCCGGCCCCUGGAAGAUUUAUGAUGCCAAGAAGAAGUCGACAGGCAAACCAUACUCGGUCUUUGUCUUUGAUCGAAAAACCCUCGACUCGCACGGAAGCUCGCUCAGUCGGUCGAGUGCCUCUACUUUCAAGCGCACCGCCGAUGAGGUCGUUGACCGUCUUAAACGGGAGGCCUCGGCCCUGGCCCGUCUCCGCCACCCCAGCGUCCUCGAACUGGUCGAGCCUGUCGAGGAGACCCGGGGCGGGGGUCUGCAGUUCGUGACGGAACCCGUCACUGCGUCGCUGGCGAGCUUGCUGCAGGAGAAGGACAAUCAGGAGCGGUCCGGCGGGCCGGGAGGACGCUCCAGUCGCUAUGUCACCGAGGACUCGGAUGGGACGCGGCGGCGUAGGGAAAUCGAGAUUGACGAGCUCGAGAUACAAAAGGGGCUUUUGCAGAUAAGCAAGGCGCUCGAGUUCCUGCACGAGAACGCCGGCUUGGUGCAUGGUAAUUUGACCCCUGAUGCUAUCCUGAUCAAUGCCAAGUCGGACUGGAAGAUUAGCGGCUUGUCAUAUUGCAGUCCAUCCGAAGGUUCUACAAAGCCAACAUCCUUCCAGCCCAUCAGCCUGUCAGAAGUCCUCAACCCAGACCCAAGGCUUCCACGUUUCGUUCAAAUCAACCUAGACUACACCUCGCCCGACUUUGUCAUGGACAACAACCUCACUACCUCAGCAGACAUGUUUUCAUUGGGUAUAUUGGCUGUGGCGCUGUACAAUUCGCCUCACAAGUCUCCCAUUGAGAGCAACCAAAGCCUCUCCAGCUACAAGAGGGUCUUUUCCUCGUCGUCUACCACUCCUUCCGCCAACAACAACUUCUGCUCGGCACGUCCGCUUCCCAAGGAAUUAUCUCAGCAUGUUCUGCCCCGGCUGAUCACCAGGCGACCAGCACAGCGGAUGACGGCCAAGGAAUUUCAGAUGAGCGAGUAUUUUGACAACGUAUUGGUCUCUACCAUCCGGUUCUUGGACUCUUUCCCAGCCAAGACGCCAAAUGAAAAGGCGCAGUUCAUGAGGGGCCUAAACAAGGUUCUCCCGUCUUUCCCCAAGUCAGUGAUGGAAAAGAAGCUUCUUCCGGCACUAUUGGAGGAGUUGAAAGACAAAGACCUGGUAUCGCUCAUCCUGCAAAACGUCUUCAAGAUAAUCGACCUGUUGCCAUCAGGAAGGCGAGCUUUUGGGGAUAGAGUCCGAGCCAAGUUGAAAGAGCUCUUUGUCACAAACGUAAAAAAUGCUCAAGAAAAGGACCCGGCGCGAGACGCGGGUCUGAUGGUCGUAUUGGAGAACCUGGCCACCAUUGCCACUAUAUGCGGUGGGAAAGAGUUCAAAGACGAUAUACUCCCCAUUGUCGGGACGGCUCUAGAGUCUCCAACGCCGUCAGUGAUUGAUGCGGCAUUGCGAUCGCUCCCGGUGAUUCUGCCGGUGCUUGAUUUCAGCACUAUCAAGAAUGAGCUCUUCCCAGUCAUUGCGACUAUUUUCAGCAGGACAAACAGUCUCGCAAUCAAGGUUAGAGGACUGCAGGCGUUUGUUAUACUGUGCGGUGGCUCCAACGAUCCAAACGACGACGAUGGCCUUGAUGGACUCAACGAGCGCAAAGCGAAAUCGUCAUCCUCGAGUGCGCUGGACAAGUACACAAUGCAGGAGAAGAUUGUUCCGCUGAUCAAAGUCAUCAAGACCAAGGAGCCAGCCGUGAUGAUUGCAGCGCUGAAUGUACUGCGUGUCGUUGGCAAAAUAGCCGAUGCGGAAUUCGUAGCCAUGGAAAUCCUCCCGAUAUUAUGGACCAUGAGUCUCGGUCCGCUGUUGGAUCUGAAGCAGUUCCAGACGUUUAUGGAGCUCAUAAAGUCACUAUCGAAGCGUGUCGAGGACGAGCAGAUCAAGAAGUUGCAGGAGCUGGCGGGUACGACGAACGGCAGCACAGCAGGUCCGAAUGACGACUUCAUGUCGUUUGGCGGAGUCACGGGUACUCAGUUUGAUGCCACAAGUAAUGGUGGGGAUGACGACUUUGAGUCUCUGGUCAAGGGCAAACCGUCAGGCUCUUCUACGGCGAACCCCAUGGAUUCCGGAGGAUGGGAUGGCAUGGCAUUGGGGUCGGGAUCCAACGUAACUUCUCCUGGUGCCAAACCUUCGGCCAAGUCGCCAACAACUGCGCCGACCUUCUCAUGGUCGACACCGAACAACUCGACUCCAUCUCUCCCAGCCACUGUCAAGGCGCAGGCCUCGUCGUUCAGGACGGUGACGCCCGAUCUUGGCGGUUUUCAAACUCUGGCUCCUUCGAACACGCAAUACUCGCAGCCGCUGCAGCCACAAUCAGCAUUUGCGCCGCCUCCGCCAGCGUCAUCUACGCCCGUGGCCAGCACGACAGGUUCAAUUAACUGGUCCUCGGCAGCUACUACACCAGCGGCAGCAAACCCUUGGGCUUCCUCUGCCUCCUCGACGUCGAAUCCUAUCUCACCACCACCGGCGACAUCCUCAUUCGGCGGCGGGCUUAACUCAUCCAUGUCAUCACUAUCGAUGAACUCCAGGCCGGCCAUGUCGCAGCAGACUUCCUCCUUCUCCCUCCCCCCGCCGCCUUCGAGCAAUUCGUCUUUUGGGGUGGGUGGCAGCGGCAUGAGCUCUGGCAUGUCAUCUUUUAGCCUCGCGCCACCGCCCUCUGCGAGCACACCACAGCCGUCAGCGGGCCCCAAAUACGGAGCGGGCCUCGCGUCGGGUGGCACAGCUCAGGGUAUGGGCAUGGGCAUGGGCAUGGGCAUGGGCAUGGGUAUGGCCAACAAUAGCACGAAUUCAAUGUCGGGAUCUGGGAUGGGGAUGGGCAUGGCGGCUAUGAUGGCCCAGCAACAACAAAAACAGCAAACACAAACACUGCCACAGAGCAACUCCGGCUCUGGCCUGGACAAAUUCCAGAGUCUACUGUAG
Pyricularia pennisetigena is the source of this 3021-nucleotide messenger RNA. RefSeq lists its product as uncharacterized. The transcript has 3 exons. Gene Ontology annotation, biological process: protein phosphorylation. The record is from RefSeq and is a predicted model, not a curated record. Gene Ontology annotation, molecular function: protein kinase activity; ATP binding. NCBI's taxonomy places the organism in Eukaryota, Fungi, Ascomycota, Sordariomycetes, Magnaporthales, Pyriculariaceae. The coding region runs from base 1 to 3021 and encodes 1006 amino acids.